Mesocestoides corti is the source of this 408-nucleotide messenger RNA. NCBI's taxonomy places the organism in Eukaryota, Metazoa, Platyhelminthes, Cestoda, Cyclophyllidea, Mesocestoididae. The record is from the annotation of a GenBank genome assembly.
AUGCAAUUGGUUGUUCGUUCAUUUGAUACGCGAAUAAUCGACACUUCGACUUGUCGCUCUGCUGCGGAUUUGAAAUGUCUUUUGGCGUCUCAAGAUGGGUUACCAUUGGAAUCAAUCCAGUUGUUCAGUGGUGCUUCUGAACUGGACAAUGCCGCUGAUUUAUCGAACUUAACAGAAAAUUCUGCUAUUGAUGUGAUUGUGCCCAUCCUCGGUGGUAAGGUGCACGGAUCGCUCGCACGUGCUGGUAAAGUUCGUGGUCAGACACCAAAGGUAGAAAAACAGGAUAAGAAGAAGCAGCCAAGGGGUCGGGCAAAACGUCGAAUGCAAUACAACCGUAGAUUUUUCGCUGUUGUUGCAAGCACUGGACUCCGACGACGAGGCCCAAAUUCUAAUUUCAAGCCGACAUAG